UCAGUCUUCAUCCAGAUGACUGUGACUCAAGAUCGGCAGAUGACCUAUGUCAAAAUGAGAAGGCUUGUGUCAUUUUUCUCUGCUUUGCUUAAGGGGAAGAAAGCUGACUUCACUGACUUAUUACACAAGCUUGUUUCCAGUCAACAACUCUGUCAACGUCUGGACACUCAGAAAAUCCUGCGUCGACAGAGCAAGCUGAGAAAAGAGAAGGAGGAGGAAAGCACUGUGAUCUCAGUGAACACAGAAUCCUCUCCGAUGAAGCCGUCAGACUUUGACUACCUCAAGGUUAUUGGCAGAGGAAGCUUUGGAAAGGUGCUGCUGGCAAAACAUAGAAAACAGGGAGGCUACUAUGCUGUGAAAGUGCUGCAGAAAGAGCUGAUUGUCAAGAGGAAAGAGCAGAAGCAUGUGAUGGCUGAGAGGAGUGUACUGCUGAAGGCGCUGCAACAUCCAUUCCUGGUGGGACUCCACUUCUCUUUCCAGACACCAAAGACUCUCUACUUUGUCCUGGACUAUGUUAAUGGAGGGGAGCUUUUCUACCACCUUCAGAGGCAAGGGUCAUUUUCUGAACACAGAUCUGCUUUUUAUGCUGCAGAGAUUGCCUCGGCACUCGGCUACCUCCACUCUCUUAACAUUGUAUACAGAGACCUCAAACCAGAGAAUAUCCUGCUAGACAGUGAGGGUCAUGUGAUGCUGACUGACUUUGGACUGUGUAAAGAAGGUGUGUCCAUAGGUGGGAUCAUGCAUACAAUCUGUGGGACUCCUCAGUACCUUGCUCCAGAGGUGCUACAAGGCCAUCCAUAUACUCCAGCAGUGGACUGGUGGGGUCUCGGCGCUGUGCUUUUUGAGAUGCUCUACGGAUUGCCACCAUUUUAUAGUCGCAGCAGAGCUAAGAUGUUGGAGAAUAUACUUCAUGCUCCUCUGCUGCUGCUGCGUGGUGGUGUCUCACAGGCUGCGUGCUCACUGUUACAGAGCUUGCUAGAAAGGGAUGUCUCCAAACGCUUAGGGGGGAGCCAUGACCUUGUAGAGCUGCAGGAACAUCCCUUCUUUGCCUUCAUCAAUUGGGAUGACCUUCUGGCCAGGAAAGUUACACCCCCGUUCAUUCCAAAGACGACUGGGCCCUGUGACAUCACCUACAUCGACCCAGGGUUCACGCUACAACCUGUCCCUGCCUCAGUGGAUGAGCGGUGCCAGACAGGCGGGACCAGUGAGCUUUUCCCAGGAUUCACCUUCACACACCAAAUGGAGGACAUGGCAGCACAGCUGAUUUCAUAACAACAUCAAAUCAUCU
This is a messenger RNA of Monopterus albus (swamp eel), 1288 nucleotides long. It is a transcript of the gene sgk2b, whose product is annotated as serum/glucocorticoid regulated kinase 2b. Gene Ontology annotation, biological process: protein phosphorylation. Bases 16 to 1272 code for a protein of 418 amino acids. Gene Ontology annotation, molecular function: protein serine/threonine kinase activity; ATP binding. NCBI's taxonomy places the organism in Eukaryota, Metazoa, Chordata, Actinopteri, Synbranchiformes, Synbranchidae. The record is from RefSeq and is a predicted model, not a curated record. The transcript has 12 exons.